Molecule: messenger RNA, 1540 nt
Organism: Nylanderia fulva
Lineage: Eukaryota; Metazoa; Arthropoda; Insecta; Hymenoptera; Formicidae
Source: RefSeq, a predicted model, not a curated record
AUGAUGAUUUGCCUAUUAGGAUUUUUAGUCGUAACAAAACAACUAUUUAUACCUCGAAUCAUUCAUCGCGUAUGUGUUUCAAUGUCUCAGGCACUCGGCAAUCCCGACGCGACAGAAAGGAUAAUGAAAGCCAUUUCGUAUUACUGCGUGACAAAUAUCGAAGCGUUUGUAUUCUGCUACGCUGGGGAAUAUCUGAUGAAUCAGAGCAAGGCAAUUGGAUUAGCCGCGUACAGCACCGCCUGGUACGAAUUGGAGCCUAAACAAAGUCGCAUUUUAUUAUUCAUAAUAUUGAGAGCGCAGAAACAAUUGACGCUCACAGUUGGGAAUAUGACGGAUCUCUCGUUACAAUGCUUCGCAACCGUAAGAUUUCCAUAUAUUAUGCCAAAUAAAAAUUUAUGGAUGUUCGCAAACACAAUUACCCGCCCGAUCGAGAUCGGUCUUCGAGUAGUCGGUAUCUGGCCAGGUACCGCUUACGCGAUCGCCAGUCGGGUCUUUUGGACCACAACAAUGCUGGCCGCGCAGACCUUUCAGUAUCGUCACGUCAUAGUACACUGUAACUCGGAGGAGCUUGAACAGCUGAUGGACGGCCUGAGCGCGACGUUGUCGUACAGUUUGUUGUGUGUCAAGUUGAUUGUUUUCUGGACGAAACAACGAAUAUUCAACGACGUGUUAGAGAGGAUUGCGAGCGACUGGCAGGAGUGCGGGACCCCGGAAGAUUGCGGCAACAUGAACAGCGUGGCCGGUCUGUCCCAGCGAUUCUCCAAUCUGAUCAUCGGCCUGCACUCGGUGGCGGUGAUGGUCUACGGUAUCGGCGUCGUCGUUCUGAGCGGCGGCGAUGACGACGGCAUCGCCGACGACCGCGAGCUCUUCCUCAAGAUGGAGUUACCCUUCGAGAGCGGCACGUCGCCGGUCUACGAGCUUGUCAUGACCACGCAGUUCCUUCAUCAGAUAACAUCCGCUACCGUGAUCGGCGUGCUCAGCGCGCUGCUCGUUACGCUGGUGUUACAUGCGGGCGGCCAGAUAGAUAUUCUACGUGAAAGAUUAUUAGAACUUUUACCGAGGAGUCAGAAACCGACUAUAUCCAUGGUCACAAUAGGCCCGUUGAUCCGAAGGCAUCAAAACAUCAUCGUUUUCACGGAAAAAAUCGAAGCUCUAUACUCGUAUAUCGCGCUGGCACAAUUCAUAUCGAACACCCUCGUUAUUUGCUGCUUGGGCUUUAUCAUCGUGAAUUCGAUUGGCGCCCAAGAAGGCUCCUCUAUGCUAGUGAGAUCCCUUUUGUUUUACGUCGUCAUCAAUUUAGAAGCAUUCAUCUUCUGCUUCGCCGGCGAAUAUCUAAGCAUCAAGAGCAAAAUGAUCGGCGACGCGGCAUACGAGUCUUUGUGGUACGAUUUGGCUCCGAACGAGAGUCGAAUCCUGCUGUUUCUGAUAAUGAGGUCGCAAAAGCAAUUAACAAUCACAGUCGGCAGAUUCACGAAUCUCUCUUUACAACAGUUCGCGAACGUAAGUAUUGUCAUUAGUCGUGUGAGAUGAAAGCGUGAAA